AAAACGUGAAUUUUUUGAAAAACGUGGCUUGCGAUUGAGUCAUAAUCAGACCCCUGUAAAGUAGAGAAAAUUGACACCCUCGGAGGAACCUUCAACUUCGUACCUCAGUCAAAGGCACAAAGGUAUUAUCGUCAUCGCAAUCAAGCGCAGAACAACCGUACUCCUUGCUAUAAAAUGUCCUCGAGGGCAGAACAGGAGCGAAGCCGUGAAGAGGAAGUUAACGAACGUGCAGAACAGGAACGAAGACAUGCGGAGGACGAGAACCAUACGAGCCCCCUCGGUAGUGAUACCUGGUCAAACGAGCCUCGCUAUGAAAAUAUCUACAGGGCACGGCUCGACUUCGUACUUAAUAAAGUGUCCGAAGCUGCCUUACAGGAACUUGUUUCUUCACUACGAAAUGGUAUGAGAUGUACAAUUUCAAGAAACUAUGCGGCUGGAAACUUCAAUCUUGUCAAAAAGAUAGUUUUCGAAGAUGAUGUCCAAUGGAUUAUUCGGAUUCGUCUGCCGCCGUUAUCGUACUUUAUGGCCGAUACACCAAGAGGGGAAGCAAGCUACAGCGAGACUGAAGUGCGGGGCAGCCGUGUCAUAUGUACAGAGAGAGAUCUAGAAUCACUGAAAAGUGAAUUUCUGACGAUGAAGUAUCUUCGAGCCAAGACCACUAUUCCAAUACCAAGAAUUUAUGCCUAUUCUCUUCAAAACGACAAUACCAUCGGUUUCCCCUACAUAAUAAUGGAUUACAUCCAUGGCACCACAGCAUUCCACCUCUCUGCUAAAUUCGGCAAUCCUUUGUCGAUACCAGCUCGGUACCUUAAUCACUACUAUACUCAAGUUACCAAAAUAACGAGAGAACUAGCUUCCCUACAAUUUGCACUUAUUGGAUCGCUCACUGGAGACCCGGAUUCUGUUACCAUGGAUGAAGUCAAGAUUGGACCAAUUGCCGAAACAGGCGAAGGCCCCUAUGAAACAGCGCAGGACUUUUAUACCAACUACCCAGCAGCAAUAGCAGGUGCGCUGUACAGCGAUCCUCAAGCUCCAGACUCAGGAGGGUGUGAGACGAUUCGUCGCUUACCCGGUCUUCUCCAGACCUGUAUUGAAGAAACAUGUCCUCAGGAGGUGAUAUACAGCCUUACGAAUUUAGAGAUGGGUACCCACAACAUUCUCGUGAACAACUCCUUCGACAUCCUUGCAGUCAUUGAUUGGGAUACUGUGAUAGCAGCUCUGAGUGCUGUACGCCAUCAGUUCCCAUGGUGUAUUGGUGGUGAUCCUGGGAUACCGGGGAUUGGGCCAAUAAAGGCGUUCGGGGAGUGGGAGGAGAGGCUAGAGAUGUGUAGGGUGUUUGCGGCAAUAUCAGAGAGGAGUAUCGAUGAGGAAGUGAAGGAUGGAAAGGAGCGAUUAUUCUCCGCUGCGAAGUUUUUCAGUAAGGAAGCCUUGGCCUUCAGGGCCCUGGCGUUCUUCAGAAUUAAGCAAAGCUAGGUUGACGAGCAGUGGGUACCGGGAUUGAAUUAGCUUGAAAGAUGUAAUGCGACCGAGAUUUUGAGCUGGUACGGAAUGUGAAAUCGAAGGACAGAGGGGGAGUUUUCUAGUAAUCGGAC
Mollisia scopiformis is the source of this 1592-nucleotide messenger RNA. RefSeq lists its product as uncharacterized. The record is from RefSeq and is a predicted model, not a curated record. NCBI's taxonomy places the organism in Eukaryota, Fungi, Ascomycota, Leotiomycetes, Helotiales, Mollisiaceae. The transcript has 2 exons. Bases 175 to 1473 code for a protein of 432 amino acids.